AUCGAUUACCUGAUCUGGUGUCUCGCCAGCGCAAACCUCCCGAUUGCGUAGUCCUUAUCUGUUUGGUGCCAUGACUGGUGCCAUGGGAUAUACUUUUUGCCAAGCAGGGACUGUGUAUAGUGUCAUGUAUCGAAAAUAAGACAGCAAAAGACGGUUUAUUAUGACAGUGCUGCCGUCCCACUUGGCCAGACACGCUUGUGCCAGGAUCCCGCUGUGGAGGCGAAGAUAGACUGGAUUUACUUACAACCGACCGACACGCAUGAUACUUCCAAAAGAUUACUACCAAUAUGUCUUGUUCUGUAAACGCCUGCUUUGAGACUGUGUCCGGAUUCUUCCAGAGGAUUUUCAAAAAGAUUGGUACUUUUAUCGGAACGUAUCCCGUGGCUCACAUUAUCGGAUCUGUCAUUGUGGCAAUUGGUCUUAGUUUUGGCAUGCUUACGUUAUCCAACGAGACUGACACAGAGACACUGUACACGCCCAUUAACAGCAGAGCAUCACAAGACAGAGUUCAGUACCAGGCCACGUUCACAGACGCCACAGGAAGCAACUACCGCGGAUAUGCACUUACGGCUCUUGACAUGUAUGGCCGAUUGUUGAUAAGCAGCACGACAGGUGGGAACGUGUUCACUAAUGCUACUGUUGAAGAAAUACGAACCCAAAUAAAUGAAGUCAAAAGUAUUAAUGCAACCUAUGACAAUGUAGUGUUUACUUACAGCGAUAUCUGUGCUCGGCAGGAUGGUAGUUGCUAUGUUUCAGGGGAGUUUCUCACAACAGAUGCUGUGUAUAAUGUGUAUCUGUCUGGUGGAAUCACCUACCCAAACUGGAAUAACAUAGACAUAUCAGCAUUUCUUGGACAGGUUGAUUCGACAGGUGGAAAACUGGUGUCUGCAAAGUACCUGAGUAUUACGUUUGAUUUACGAAUGGACUCAGGGGUUAACAAGGCAAAAGCAAGAGCAUGGGAAGAAGCGUUCCUGAAGAGAGUAGCAAGUUUAAACACAACAUCAACAAGGAUAAACUAUGCUGCCUCCCAUUCGCUGGACACAGAGCUAAACAAAAACACAAACGGAGACAUCGUGUUCUUCUCUAUAACCUUCACGUUGAUGAUCACGUAUGCCACUGUCGUCGCCGGCGGUGAUGUGGUGUCAUCGAGGACGUGGGCAUCAUGGGCUGGCGUUCUUGCUGCUGGAUUUGGCGUAUUGUCUUCAUUUGGACUUGUCAGCCUUUGUGGUGUCAAGUUCGUCAACAUCGUUGGCGUGACACCAUUCUUAGUCAUAGGUAUCGGUGUGGACGACAUGUUCCUGUUGAUGUCCAGCUGGGCGGAGACCUACCCUCACCGAGACAAGUCCGUCGCCGAGAGGAUGGGAAUGACCUUUGCCUCAGCGGGUAUCGGUAUCACCAUCACGUCUCUCACUGAUCUCCUGGCCUUCUUAACUGGCGUGUCUUCUGUGUUUCUCAGUGUGAGGAACUUCUGUGUAUACACAGGUGUGGCCGUCAUCUUCUGCUACCUGUACCAGUGCCUCCUCUUCUCCCCCUGCCUCGCCAUCCAUGGCCGUCGGGUUGACAGUAACAAACACUGCAUGACCUGCCUCAAAACCAAAUCCAGAGACGAACUCAGGAAAGAUGGCGCCUCCACCUGCAGAGUGUUAUGCUGUGGAGGCUCACCACCAACAGAGAGGGGUCAGGAUGAACGAUUCUUUGAGACACUGCCACGGAAGUACUUGCCACGAAUGUUGCUGAAUAUGUGGGGGAAAAUAGUUGUUAUUUUAUUAUAUAUUGUUUACCUUGGUGUUUCCAUUUGGGGAACAAUCAACUUUAAGGAAGGGUUGAUUCUGAAGAAUCUUGUUUCCUCAACCUCUUACUUUUACUCAUACAGUGAAACGUAUGACACAUACUUCUCAGGUGCAUUCCCAAUCCCAUUUGUCUUUGGGUCGACAACGGACUACACCAACACACAAACUUUAAAUAACAUUGAUUCGCUAAUACAGAAUGCAAAGUCCGACAGUAGUGUUGAUGCUGACUCCCUCAUCUGCUGGUUACACAGCUACAGGAACGAUUCAAGUUACGAUGGCAGCAGCUCCCCGGCCUUUGUGUCGGGAUUGAAAACAUUCCUUGCAGCAAAUACAGUGUAUGAGAACGAUGUUGCUUUGGACUCUAGCAACAUUUCUAUUACUGCAUCUAGGUGCUACCUUUUCUCAACUAAAAUCAAGGACUCCAAUGCCCAAGCUGAUGUUAUGGUUCGAAUGCGAGCUCUGGCAGACAACUCACCUCUCUCUGUCUACACCUUCUACCCAUCCUACAUCUUCUUUGAGCAGUAUGUUGCCAUCCUUCCCAAUACACUACAAACUGUGGGUCUGGCACUGGUCGUCAUGACUGUGGUCACCUGCAUCUUCCUUCCUCAUCCUCUUCUGGUUUUCCUUGUGGUCCUGAACGUCGUUUCUAUCCUCGUUGGUAUCUUUGGGUUCCUUUAUAUCUGGGGACUGAGUCUCAGCUCAGUGACAAUGAUCCAUCUCAUCAUGUCUGUCGGCUUCUCGGUGGACUUCAGCGUGCACGUGUGCUCUGCCUAUAUGAUUGGAAAGGGAAGUAACAGGAGAGAGAAAACCGAAUCUGCCAUUGUCCAUGCAGCUGGUCCCAUAUUAAACGGUGGACUGUCAUCCUUUCUGGGCAUUCUUGUGCUGGUGUUCUCAAAGUCCUACAUCUUCAACUCCUUCUUCAAGAUCAUGUUUACAGUGAUCCUGUUCGGCAUGCUGCAUGCUGUGUUCCUUUUCCCUGUGAUACUCUCCAUCCUUGGGCCAGUGACGAAGUCAAGGGUUUCAGAGUCCCCUCAGCGCACCCGAUCACCAUCGCCUGCUGUGGAUUACCCUCUGUAGAUAUGGAUUCCUAGUAUAUUUUUAGUGAAGAUAUAGACUAUUCGUCUUGAGAUUCUUGUGUGAAUGCAAGCAUUCAAGUGUGCUGGUCGCUGUUGCAAGAUCAUGACCAAUGAAAUACAGUAAACUACUGUUAUAACGAACUCAAAGGGGCCACUAAUU
Haliotis rufescens (red abalone) is the source of this 3026-nucleotide messenger RNA. Its product is annotated as patched domain-containing protein 3-like. The record is from RefSeq and is a predicted model, not a curated record. The transcript is spliced from 4 exons. Gene Ontology annotation, cellular component: membrane. Gene Ontology annotation, molecular function: transmembrane transporter activity. Bases 288 to 2867 code for a protein of 859 amino acids. Gene Ontology annotation, biological process: transmembrane transport. NCBI's taxonomy places the organism in Eukaryota, Metazoa, Mollusca, Gastropoda, Lepetellida, Haliotidae.